AUGGAUCGCAGAAGAGGGCAGUUGGUGAAUCUACUGAUUGUAAUGCUUCAGAAAUUAACUCGUGACACUUUGCGGAGCAGUGUAUUUACAAGCGUGGAUCUGGCUGGCUUACGAGCGAUAGACCCUGCGUUCCAUUUCGAGAAAGAUAUUCGCGACGUGACUACAUUGUUGUCGUUGAGUCGUGAAGAAUCCACCGUUGAAAAUGUCGCGAUUGCUGCAUUGUCAUCGUGGGCUUCGGUUUCCCACAAAAGAAUCACAAAUGUUUUGAAACGAAUAUUUCGAAGUGAGAAGUUAGAAGAUGAACUGCACAAUCCGAAGUUAACGCACUUCAUAGCCGAACAUGCCCAUCCUUCUCUACAGGUGAGUAGGCAACGCAGAUGUUUUAUUUAUUUAGAUAGAAUGUAUAAC
This is a messenger RNA of Ostertagia ostertagi, 408 nucleotides long. The record is from the annotation of a GenBank genome assembly. NCBI's taxonomy places the organism in Eukaryota, Metazoa, Nematoda, Chromadorea, Rhabditida, Trichostrongylidae.